AUGUUUGCAAACGUUGGAUUUAGAACUUUGAGGGUCUCGAGAGGUCCCCUUUAUGGAUCCUGCAGUCAAAUCAUCAGCUUUUCCAAGAGGACUUUUUACUCAAGUGCCAAGAGUGGGUAUCAAUCGAACAACAGUCAUGGUGAUGCGUAUAGUUCAGGUAGCCAAUCAGGCCCGUUCACCUAUAAAACCGCGGUAGCUUUCCAACCAAAAGACAGAGACGAUCUGAUAUACCAAAAACUAAAGGAUUCUAUUAGAUCACCUACAGGAGAAGACAACUAUUUUGUUACAUCAAACAACGUUCACGAUAUUUUUGCCGGUGUCGCAGACGGUGUUGGAGGAUGGGCUGAGCAUGGGUAUGACUCCAGCGCCAUCUCAAGAGAAUUGUGUAAAAAAAUGGACGAAAUAAGCACUGCUUUAGCAGAAAAUUCAUCCAAAGAAACGCUUUUAACGCCAAAGAAAAUUAUUGGUGCUGCAUACGCAAAAAUUAGGGAUGAGAAAGUAGUGAAGGUUGGUGGGACAACAGCCAUUGUGGCUCACUUCCCAUCUAAUGGAAAAUUGGAAGUUGCCAACUUGGGUGAUUCUUGGUGUGGAGUCUUCAGAGAUUCUAAACUUGUAUUCCAGACAAAGUUUCAAACUGUUGGAUUUAAUGCUCCUUACCAAUUGUCAAUCAUUCCAGAAGAAAUGUUGAAAGAGGCCGAAAGAAGGGGUAGCAAGUAUAUUUUAAACACCCCCAGAGACGCUGAUGAAUAUAGCUUCCAAUUGAAAAAAAAGGAUAUUAUUAUAUUGGCUACCGAUGGUGUAACCGAUAAUAUUGCCACAGAUGAUAUUGAGCUUUUUCUGAAGGAUAACGCUGCGAGAACAAACGAUGAGUUACAGCUAUUAUCCCAGAAGUUUGUGGACAAUGUUGUCAGUUUAAGCAAGGACCCCAAUUACCCCAGUGUUUUUGCGCAAGAGAUUUCUAAGCUAACUGGCAAAAACUACAGCGGUGGUAAAGAAGACGAUAUAACUGUUGUUGUCGUGAGAGUUGACUAA
Molecule: messenger RNA, 1032 nt
Organism: Saccharomyces cerevisiae S288C
Lineage: Eukaryota; Fungi; Ascomycota; Saccharomycetes; Saccharomycetales; Saccharomycetaceae
Gene: PTC7
Product: type 2C protein phosphatase PTC7
Exons: 2
Coding region: 1-1032 (343 amino acids)
Cellular component (GO): mitochondrion
Molecular function (GO): catalytic activity; protein serine/threonine phosphatase activity
Source: RefSeq, marked reviewed